Messenger RNA from Hansenula anomala, 1095 nucleotides. It is a transcript of the gene OPY2, whose product is annotated as Opy2p. The coding region runs from base 1 to 1095 and encodes 364 amino acids. The record is from RefSeq and is a predicted model, not a curated record. The transcript has a single exon. Lineage: Eukaryota; Fungi; Ascomycota; Saccharomycetes; Phaffomycetales; Wickerhamomycetaceae.
AUGGGGCUAACGCGUUCGUUGAAUAUACCUACUGAGAUAAUCAAGAGGAACGAAGCUUCGUCGGCCUCACCAACAGCAACAGAUGCAAAUGGGUGUGUUGUUUGUUCUUCAGAUCCAGUGUGCCCCAAAUGUGAAGAUGGUGAAGACUGUCUGUUAACAAUUCAGACGUGUCAACAGUGCCCCAAGACCUAUUGUAAGGCAGUUGGUGGUAGAUCUCACUCUUCAGGACCUUCAGCACAAACUGUCGGCGGGCUAGCAGGUGGUAUAACAGGUGGAUUACUGCUGUUGAUAGGGAUUGGUUCAUACAUUUUCUACAAAUAUUAUGUCAAGAAGAAGCUAGUAUUCAACAGAGUCAACCAUAAGGAAUUUUACUUUGACGAUGAUGUUGAAGUGAAUUUCCGUCAUAAUCAUCCAGGAAAUGAUGGUCAACAACCACCAAAUCAAGGUUCAUCAAGAAACAGUUUGGCGACAACAAUGUUCACAAGAGCCUCGAAUAUCAUUCCUAUUGCCUAUAUCCCAGGUGUCACCAUUGGCCCAAAUACAGAUUCCGGGAACAGUAGAGCAUCUCAAUAUUCAGAAACCAAUACUAUUGAUUCAGAGCUGAUAGGUGAUAGAUUUAGUAAAGCCUCUAUCAUAGGGAACCCAUCAUUGACCACAACAGCUAUACGGGCGAAACCAAAACUAGUUAACAUACAUGAUGCAAAUCAUGGUAACAAGAAUCUACCUGAUGCUAACAGAGAUGCUGUACCAAGCACAGCAGUAAGUGCUUCCCAGUUAGGAGGUGUCAAAUCUAUCAAAGUUAGUGACAAGAAAAAGUAUAAUCCAGGAUUACAGACAGAAAUUCUUGAGGAAGAAAGUGACAAUGAGUCAGUUAUGCCUGUUGAUUCGAAGAAUGUUGAUUAUGAACCUUUCAUAAUUGAAGAAGAAGAAGAAGGGGAAGAUGAAGAUACUUCAGCUGAAAAUAUGACAACGGAGAGAAAAAGUACAAGAAGGGACUCCAAUGAUUCCGCUGGAAGCGUAAUUCUAGAAGUUGAGGUUGACAGGAACCCGAUGAGCCCUUUUGAUGAUAAGUUUACUCUGGAUGAUGGUAAAUAA